GAAUUUUUUAUCGCAUAAUGUGGUAAAAUUGAACUUCCUCGUCUCACAUGUUAUAAAAGAGUGAAUUUUUAUAAUUGUUUCUAUCAUCUUUUAUCCUACGAAAGAGAAAGGAGAUAGCUCGUGUGAUAUGUCGCUUAAGAAAAGUAAAUGUUUUUCUAAACAUAGAGCAUACGAUGAAGUAACUACGAGCGAUUCAAGUAUGUUUCCUCCUCACUUUGAGAGUCUGAAGAAUAUUUGUAUUAGUGACGCAGCUAGUACAUCUAUCUCAAACAAAAACAUUGUAUUAUCAGAAAUUGACAAGAGGCAUAAUGAAUAUUCUGGCAUCAAAAAUAACAAUAAGUACGAAAGUAGGCCCAUUAUUCUAGAGAACUAUGCACAGGAAAGUCUAUUACUUCAUACUCCAAGUAACAAUUUUAUCAGUAUAGGAGUUAACAAAUCUGACAAUCUGGAGCAGCUACAUAUAGAAAGAGAGAAUGCAACGAGAAGUGAAACAAAUUCAAAUAGGAAUAAAGUACCUGAAUCUUGUAAAUUAGUCACUCUACAGAAUACAGCGUGUGAAACUGAAUUUGUACCUGAAUAUCGUACUAAAAGAGAAAAUUUAGAUUAUACAUCAAAUAUAUAUUCUCGAAAAAAACUUUUGUUCUCAAUUAAACCGGGAACAUCUAUGGAAGCAAAAAGCACAGAUAUUUUGAUGGCAUCCAGAGACAAAAAUACAAGUUCAUUACAUAAAUCAUGUUCAAUAGAGGAUAAUGCUGAUGUAAACAAAACCAUACCUGAUGAAAAUGAAAAAGAUUUCCAACGGGAUAAAAUGAAUGAUGUCGUUAUAUCAAAUAAUUUUUCCCGAGGUUUAACUGAUGAUAAUAUCUUGUCAAUCAAAAUACAAAAUCAAAUUGUGAACGAGCAGCAUAUUACUUUAUCAGACAAGAGAACUGCAACGAAAAAGCAAGAAAUUGAGGAAAUCAAGAAUGGAAUAACUGUACUACCAGCUAAACCAACAAGAUCACUGCCCACAAAUUUGAAAGCUUCUAUCGAAGAUAACAAUAAAAAGUCGAAAUUAAUUAAAGUUGAGUAUAAAUUGACAAAUUCAAUGCAACCAUUUGCAGGGGGAACGCAAUCGACAAUAGACGAUAGUAACGAUUUAAAGUCGACAGGAAAAUGUACAGAGCUUUGUACACAAAAUGUACAUUCAAUUAAGCAACAAAUUUCAUCUGUCGAAGAUACAAAUUGGAAAUUUAUAUCCGAAGCAAGGGAUGAAAAUGAUGAUUUAGAGAAUAAUGCAGCACAUCGGGAUACAUCUGUAGCAAGUGAGAUAAAUGUGGAACAUGACGAACAAAGUCAGUCAUUUGCAGUGCAAAAUAUCAAGAGAAAAAGGGGUAGACCUAAGAAAGUAAUAGAUUCCACAGAUCAAAUCACACCAAAGAGCUCAAGAGACGAUGAUAUGUUGCAAGAGAUUCCCAAAAUCAUUACCGAAUCCGUAACACAUGAUAGAAGACGCACUAGUAAAAUUAUGAUUGAUACCAGUAUGAGCGAUGAAACCGAUACCGUGGAAGAAGAAACUAUCGUUGUCAAGAAACGAGGUCGACCACCUGGUUCAACAGACCGGAAUCGAGGACGCGGUCGAGGACGCGGUCGAGGACGUAGUCGAGGACGCGGCAGAGGGACAUUACAAAAUUUGAUACAAUUGGUAACUUGUGCUAAAUGCGACCAAGAAAUAUCGAAAAAACAAUGGUCAUCACACAAUUUAUAUCAUCAUAACAACAUGGCUUGGCGAAAAGACGAUGAGCCAUUGGACUUCGAAAAUGACGUAAAAUUGUUGAAGAGAGUAUUAACUGCUGCUCUUAAACAAAAAAAGAAAUUUCUGACUUGUGAAAAAUGUGAAGCUACGAAACGGAGUGUCAAUGGUUUUAUAUCACAUAUGCAAUUUUGUGGUAAAUCAGAAGAAGAAAGACAAGCGUUAAUGGUAACAUGCCCCAUUUGCCACGCAAGUAUGAUGCCUUCUUCCAUGGAAGUACAUGAACGUUACCACAGGCAACUAGAACAGAGUAAAAUUAAAGAAACAGAAUUACGAAUAGAAAAAACUAAACGGAAAGCAGCAGAGAAAGCAGUACCAAGGAUAUUGGAACUCACCAAAUCUUUGAAAGAGCAAAAUCUAAGCACGAACGAUGUAGUACAAAUGACGAACAAGAAAAAAAUACCAAGCGCUUGGAAAGUUAUGUGGAAAAAAGAAUUAGAAUCAGGUAUUACAUCUUGUAAACAUAUAGGAUGUACUUUCACAAGUUCCUCUUACGAAACCAUUUGUGAACAUUACUAUCAAUGUGAUUUCAUUCCACAAGAGAAUUUUAUGUGUAAAAUCUGCAAGUUUUCUGCAGAUUCUAGGGAUAAGAUUACAGAUCAUAUAACAGAAACUCAUUCCGGCAACAGUGACUUAGAGAAAUAUUCUGAUUAUGAGACAGAGGAAGAUGAGUAUUUAUCAGAUGAAAGUAUACUUGAAUGUGUAAAACGAAAGCUCAGUAAUCGUCGUCUAUCGAAAACAAAAUCCGACAGUACAAGAAUCUACCGAAAAAUGGCUUUCUUGGAUAAAGAGACAACGCAAAGUCCCCAUUCAACCGAAACUUAUAAACCAGCUUUACGUUGGACUCUGGAUUUUGAGCUGAAAAAUUAUGAAUUGGCGUUAUUCAAAGAUGAUGUGCCGAAUUGUUUUACGUUAUUGGAAAAUGAUGAUGCCACAAUGUAUCUCCCAGAACUAACAAUUUCAAUGGCCUUCAAGCAUGAAAACGUCAAUUUAUCGAAAACGAGUUCUGACAAGAAUAAUUGGAAGCGCAUAAAAAGAUUUGAGAGUGAUACCUAUGAAGCUGUGCCAACAUUUUUUGUCGGUGGUCCUAUAUGGGCGUUAGCAUGGUUGCCCAUUCCAUCAUCGAUCUGGUCCAAAAAUCCGACUCAAUACGUCGCAAUUAGCACACAUCCCACGAUGGAAAGUAAAUAUACUGUGAGAAAUAAAUAUUUGGGCCCGAAUAUCAUACAGAUAUGGGAUGUUGGACCCUUAAAUCAUCAAGUUAAUAGCAAGAAUAGAUCGCCCGUGUUAGCUUAUGCGAUUGCGCAUAAUAGCGGUACAAUUUGGUGUUUAGAGUGGUGCCCAUCGGGAUGCUAUCAGGAUGUUGAUCUUGACAAUUAUAAAGCAGACGAAAGUAAAAUUAGGCGAAUGGGAUUACUUGCAGCUGCAUGCUCGGAUGGAUGCAUAAAUAUUUAUUCACUACCGUUUGCGGAUGAACUUAAAUUCGAAAAAACGGAAAAUAAUUCGUUGCCGAUUUACAAGACUGAUCCGGUAAUGACACUGGUUGUAAAUACUCUUAUAUACGAUAAUAAUGAACAAGAUUGGCAAUGCACUAAACUGUCGUGGACGAAGGAACAUGGACACAGCAUCAUCGCUGCAGGUUUCUCGAAUGGUUACAUCGGAUUGUGGCAUCUUACGACUACCUCACCUCUGUUGCUCAACGUACGAAUGAAUACAAAAUUUAUAAACACACAUCAACAUUUCUUUGCUCAUUACAACGCAAUUACCAUGCUGGCAUUAGUUCCGUACGGUAAAAGUCGAUUCCUCGCUUCCGCGAGUGUAGACAAAUCGUAUAAAUUUUGGGACUUGGAAGAGACAAGUGGACCGCAAAGCUAUAUAAAAAAAGGCAUAGUAUCGAACGGUGCAUGGAUGAUGAACUGGCCGUGUGCAAUUCUUAGUUUCGACGAUGCACUUGGAUAUCAUUAUACGCAUUCGAUGAUAGUACCGUUGAGAGAAUACGGAUACAAAUAUUGCCCAAUUUUAGCAACCAACUCGCCAACUUAUGGUCUCGCUGUUUCCGAUCACGCUAAUAGUAUUGCACAUGGCACUUUAGCUGGAGAAGUAAUGACUAUCUUUCCUCAUCAACUGUUGUAUACAGAAAAAAUAUUGCCUAAGAAAAGACAGUUGAACUCUUUCAUCGAGACGGUGGAUUUCUUAAGGGAACAGCAACAUAAAGAUAAUGAAAACGAUAAAAAUAAAGAUAAAAAGAGUUCCAAGGAAUAUCACUAUAUGCCAGAAACCUAUAACGAAUGCAAAGAUCGUUUUGGAAUCGUCUUCCAUGAUAAUUUAAUGGAUUUGGAAAAAUAUAUCGCUAGGAAUAAACCGAAUAAGGAAAAUACUUUGAACAAUGAUAAACUGAUGUCUAUCCCUAUUGAACAAUAUCCAUUUACUUCUGCAAACAGGAUGGCUUGGAAUCCAAAUACGUGGAAUUAUCUAUGGCUUGCAACGGGCUAUCAAAACGGCUUAGUGAGAUUAUUCAACUUGAAUUUCAUGUCUAACUCCCGUGACUUGAACGCUUUGCUGCUGGCGCACGAGAAGUCUAUGCUCGACAAAAAAGAACAAAUUAAUAUCGUUGACAUGUAAACGACGAGAAUAGAGAAUUUUAUAAAUUAUCUUUUGUAUAUAAAAAAAUUUUGUAUAUAAAAUAUGAAA
Molecule: messenger RNA, 4483 nt
Organism: Mycetomoellerius zeteki
Lineage: Eukaryota; Metazoa; Arthropoda; Insecta; Hymenoptera; Formicidae
Product: general transcription factor 3C polypeptide 2
Exons: 21
Coding region: 128-4414 (1428 amino acids)
Biological process (GO): transcription by RNA polymerase III
Cellular component (GO): transcription factor TFIIIC complex
Molecular function (GO): DNA binding; protein binding
Source: RefSeq, a predicted model, not a curated record